AUGGCGGAUACUCAGGAGGAAGAGGCGACCCAGCCAGGUACGGUUCUUCUUCCCAUUGCCCUUCCCAAUGCCUCUCCACCUUGUCCUUCUCCCCCUCCCCGCGCACGUCGCACUUCUUUCUCUGCAUCCUACAAGCAAUGGCAGCAGCAACAAGCAGAAUCUGAUCCUUACUAUGUAGCCACCCAAAUCUACGACGAUGAUCGCCGCUAUGAUCAAGGCAACUCGGGUCUGAGCAACGAGGAUGCCGCCGACAUCAUCUGUUGCCUCAAUCCCAUCACCCUGCCAGCCUACGAAGGCGUAGACGAGAUCCAUCGCCAAACCCCUGAACUGACAAUGAAGAAUGAUAAUGUGACUCAUAUGAGACAGAAGGGCGAGUCGGUGGAAGAAGCUUCUCAAGCUCAGAACAGAGGCUUGGUUGCCUGCUCUCUCGUCCUGCGCUUUUCUCACGAACCAAAAGAACCACUCCAAGGUUUCCAAUUCGGUCGGAAGCUUGCCAGAUGUGAUUUCGUCUUCGCCAAAGGCAAAGGUCCAGCCAGACGAAUCAGCAAUGUCCAUUUUCGCAUCUACAUCAACGAGUUUGGCUCGCUAAUGAUCGAGGAUACAUCGACCAACGGAACACUUGUCGACAGAUAUCUUCUUCGUUGCAAGGAGAAGGAGAACAACAAAAUGUACAAACAAAUACUUGAGGCAGGUCAGACUAUUAGUUUCAUCAUGGAAAAUGGUGAACCGAACAUCACCUUUAUGGUAUGGGUUCCGAAUCGGAACGAUGAGGCCAUGAUGGCGUAUGACGAGAACUUGGCAAAGCAUCUUGCAAAGAUCACCGCCCUCGAGGCCAGUCGAGCAGAAGCUAUCCGUGCCGCUGAGAGAAAAGGACCUGUAAGAUAUCCUGAACCCUCAAACGCUCGUGCACUAACAAGUGAAAGGUCAAUUUGUUCCCACAAGCAGGAGCCGCUACAUCAGCUGCCUCUACGUCUGGGGUCUUGAUGAAACGCCCCCUCGAAUGGAAAGGUGGCAGAAAAUAUAACAAAGUUGGUGUCAUUGGCAAAGGAGCGUUUGCGACCGUCUACAAGAUCACCGCUCGAUAUGACGGCGAACCCUUCGCUGCCAAGGAGUUGGAAAAGAGAAAAUUCAUGAAGAAUGGAAUCUUAGAUCACAAAGUGGACAUGGAAAUGAAGAUUAUGUCAAAGAUUACACACGUAAGUCUCACACCUCCCGAGCCACUAGCUCUACUAACAUGUACUAGUCAAACGUGGUUCAAUUCCUUGAGUAUGUUGAUUAUCAUGAACACUUGUACAUUAUCAUGGAGUAUAUUCCUCAUGGUGAUCUGGCAGGUCUCAUCAACAAGAACGGAGCUUUGCCCGAACCUGACGUCAAGGACAUCGCAAUCCAACUUUUGGGCGCUCUUGACUACCUCCACAAAAAUGGUAUCACCCAUCGAGAUGUCAAGCCAGACAACAUCCUGCUCUCUCAGCUCGACCCUCUCGUGGUCAAGCUGACAGAUUUUGGCUUGUCAAAGAUAGUCGAGACCGAGGAGACAUUCAUGAACACCUUCUGUGGAACAUUGCUCUAUUGUGCUCCUGAAGUGUAUGCUGAGUUCGCCGAGUACGACGAGAACGGGAUGCGUACUCUUCGAGGAGUAUCUAGGAGACCAGCUAACAGGCAACGCUAUGGUAACGCCGUCGACAUUUGGUCGCUGGCAGGCGUGCUUUGGUUUGCCAUUGCUCAAAGCCACCCAUACCCGGCCGAAGGCAAGGUCCAGUACAUAACCUUGUUGGGCGCAAUCAUGUCAACACCUCUCGACAUCCGGCCACUGCAAAAAGCCGAAAUCAGCGACAGUGGACUGGCUGCUAUCAAAUCCAUGUUGCGCGUUCGACCAGAACAUCGAGCAACUAUUGCAGAGUUGCAACAGUGUUCUUGGAUCACAGGCGUGGUAGACGAGGUGCCAAUGACACAGGAAGAAAGUUUUGCUGAUCUGCCGCCAGAUGCAGAAGCAUCUCAACAACUGUCCCAGCUAAGCAUCCACCCUCGAGAAGUUCCCGAUAGUGAGGAGUUCGACUUGGAUGCCAAUACGAGUGAAGUCACCGAUAUUCAAGUACCACAGCCACCACGAGAGAUCCUCAGCAGCUUCAAUGAAGAAAGUAAUGGUGAUCUUGCUCUUGAAGAUAGCUAUGGGUUUGAAAGAGAGGAACUGCCUACUUCUGAUAACCAAGGUAACCAAGGCACCAAUGGUCGCUUGUUUGGCGAAGUGAAUAUGUCGGACGUUGGCAGCUCAGGAGCCAUCCCUUCAGACCAAUUGAAUUUGCCCAUGAGUGAGCACGACUUUGACGCGUCAUAUCUCCCACAAGAAGACGCAAGUUUUGAACCAGCAUCGUUCGCGAAAAGCUUUGGCAACCCCGACCAAGCACUCGACCCUGCCUUGCCUAACACGAUGGUGCCCUUGCGCCUUCCUCGAAUGCAUCCCGACGACGCCUCGACAAACCACCUGCAGCCACCAGAUCGAGGACAUCGCGCAGAACGAUCUUCCAGUUUGAUGGGAACAGAAACCAUGGUCGGCGCUCUGAACAUGCAAUCACCAGCAUCUGCUGCCUCUCCUAUGCCAGAUACCCCAACCGCAGAUGGCACGAACGGUGUCAGCUUGCGUCGCCCUCGCGAAGAAGAUGACGAUGACGAUCCGGACAGCGAUUGGCUCCCAGCGGACAUGGAAAGACCAAGCAAGAAGCAUAAGUCUGCGCGUGAGAUAGUCAUCGACGUCCCUCCAAGCAUUUUUUGGGAUCCUGCCGACCCUUCCACCCACCAUGACAAUUACCCUCGUAUGGAUACGACAAAAUACCACGCACUCAGCAAAUACGCAAUGUCGAAGGGUGAGCUAUUUGCGCCUGGCCAGAAGACAUUCGAGACCACCAUGGAUAGCUUCCGCAGAAGCCGUAGCCGUAGCUCUUCUGUUGAGCCAACGCGAGCCCAUUCGGAGCCUACGACUGCGGACGAGGGUAGACGAUUCAUGCUGAGACGCGAUGAGCGAGUUUUAGGUGCAGGAUUUGUCGGAACAAAAAAUGAGGAUUUGUCAGAGACAGCCAAUGCUUCGAGCAUCGCACAUAGCUAUAUUCCAGCUCCCUCAGAAUCACCGGCACAUCCAGUCGUUGGCAAUGACUUCCAACCCCCAAAGCGCAUUCUAGCGAAAUUAUUUGGAACUCCUGAUAGCUCAUUGCCCACAGUCAACAUCAACAUCACCGAUGGCGUCACGAGCUGGGGUAGAGGUCCUCACACUACCCUCAAAUAUUCAAAUGGCAAGGAUGUUCGUAUUCCGCGUUAUGCCUUCAAGAUUAUUCUCUUCAAGCCAAAAUUCUACGGUAAAAACACCAAGGAUGUUGAGCUCUGGAAGGAUGAAAAUCAAGACAUGGCGUUCUAUAUUUCCACCAAGGCAACCAUGGGCAUUUUGGUCAAUGAAACCCGAAUCCAAAGUUACGAUUCUCAAAAUUACAAGACCGCAUCAAGAUACUGGGCUGAGCUUCGGCAGGGUGACAUGAUCACAGUCAACGAACACCAGCAGGGUAUCAUCAAAUUCAGAUUCGAGUGCUUCUUUGGCAAGUCCAAGCAACGUCGACACGCCGCCGAGGGAGUCGAAGUCAUGUCAAAAGAUUUGACCUUCUUGGCUGAUAUUGAGGAAGCAACUCUUCGACAGGAGAACGCCGUCUUGCUUGAUCGAGAGCUUCGAGAGAUUCAGGAAGAGAAAAUCAAAAAGGCUGAAAAGGAAGAGGAAAAGCGCAAGUUGGCUGAGCGACAGCAAGCCGAGAAGCCAACUCAACUGACUGUGCAAACCCGACAACCACAAUCAGCCGAGCAAAAGCAAACCGUAGGCGUGUACGGCGGUGGUGACCUGUCAUAUAGUCGUCUUUUUGACGGCUAUUGACUUCGUGCUCUCGUUUGACUACUUCGUUUUGUUUUUUUCCCGGACGAGAAAACAUGAUGAAUUACGAUACAACACACAAUUUACUGUACAAUAUUCUCCUUUUUUUCCUACCUUGUUGUUUGUCAUACCAAAACAUCACACACACAGCGGGGCUUUUACAGAGCGGACAUUUGCACAUUUGAACCUUGGUUUCAGUUUCUUUCCUCGGAUGGAAUGGAAACUUUCAUGGAUGGAUGGCCAAAAUUUGCAUUCUCGUUUGCUUUGGGUCAUAGUGCAUGAUACAUGAGGAUCUAUGCUUGUCUCUCUAUUUCUUUUGUAAUUGAUGGUGGAGUUUGAGAGACAUUAUCUUGUUGACAAGAUGAUUUCUCUUUUCUGAACUGAACAGUUGUUUUACCGAGCAUGCUGGGAAAGGCGUGUGAUGGAGACUUCGUUCAUGGGAAAGAUGUAUGUUGAGAAAGUGCGCGAACUGGAACGAAUUGAAGGAAUUGAGUCCACUCAGAUUGUUACGUAGCAUAGCUAAAUUCAAUACAAUGAGAAAUUAUAAUCAUGGU
Molecule: messenger RNA, 4458 nt
Organism: Hymenoscyphus albidus
Lineage: Eukaryota; Fungi; Ascomycota; Leotiomycetes; Helotiales; Helotiaceae
Source: the annotation of a GenBank genome assembly